Molecule: messenger RNA, 4251 nt
Organism: Mya arenaria
Lineage: Eukaryota; Metazoa; Mollusca; Bivalvia; Myida; Myidae
Product: myb-binding protein 1A-like protein
Exons: 30
Coding region: 6-4025 (1339 amino acids)
Biological process (GO): regulation of DNA-templated transcription
Cellular component (GO): nucleolus
Molecular function (GO): sequence-specific DNA binding; transcription corepressor activity; transcription factor binding
Source: RefSeq, a predicted model, not a curated record
UCCACAUGGCGAAGCACGUUGAGAAAACUUUAAAACAUUCAGACGUUAAAAGCAGACUUCCUGGAAAAGAUCUACUUAAAAACUUUACUAUCAUAAGUGAAGGAAAUGACUCUGAACGACUUGAAGCAAUCAAAUCGAUAUUGAAUCACCUGUCAAACCGACAGUCAGUGGAAAAACAGGGUUUAAAUUCCGAUGUCAAGUAUGCAGUCAACAGGUUGGUCCAGGGCCUGUCAUCUGGACGAAAGUUUGCUCGUCAGGGCUUUUCAACAGCCCUUUGCCAGACUCUGCGUGUUAUAGAGAAUGUUGACAGCCAACUUGUCCUUACUGUAAUCAAGGAGAAAUCUAAACCAUUGCUUGCUGGGAAACCAUCAAAAGCUGAGGUUAGCAAUGUUUACCUUGGUCAGGUGUGCGGAAUGCUGGCACUCGUCAACUCUGGGCGACUGUACAAAGAUGGUGAUGGGGCGGUGGGCCAAGUGGUGGAACAGCUACUGAAGCUUGGGCGUGAGAAAUCCCAGCUACAGCAACUGUGUGCUAGCGGGCUGGCUCAGAUCAUUUCAAAGGCUUCCCAAAACACAUUCAAACAAAGCAUACUUCCCCAUCUAGAAGAAGAUGUGAAGUCAGGCUGGAAAGACUGUAGCCCUGACCGACUGCUGCUUCUCAUAUACAUUGAUAAGUACCAUAAUGCAAUUGUGAAGAAAAAGUUAAAGGAACAUUGGGGAGAUGGCCAUAUUGUUGUGGAGAAAAACUUCAAACAGCUUGCUGAUAUUGUUUGGCGGAGCAGCUCCUUCCAUCCUUUAGUCCAUGUGGCUGUGGAUGAAUUGUUAUCCAGCGUUGUUGACAGGGGCCAAGAUCUGGUAAAAUUCUGGACAACUGUUGCACGCCCAUUGCUAGCUGUCAAUGCUACGGCCCCAAAAAAGAUCCUAGGCUUGCACAUUUUUGAAAAGUUAUUACCAAACUUGAAGAAUGAAAAACAGAUUUCUGAGGUUCUUCUGCCAGACAUAGUCAGCAUCAUCGCCUAUCUGAAACCUAAGAAAACUGACGAUGUAGCAAAGAAGACAGUAACUAUUGUUUCAGCGCUGGUGAACCAUAUAACCAACUGUGAGAACUCUGAGGUCCAGCUAGCUGUUGUGAAAUGCCUCACAUCUAAACCUGGCUCGUGUUUGCUGGACAAAUUCACUGGCACAAAUAUACUGGCCAAGAUCAUGACAGGGCUACAGCCAAAGGCACAAGAAAUUGUGAUAGAGGAAUUGAUGAAAGCUAUCACCCUCCAAUCUAACUGGAUAAUGCCAAAGGAGAGUUCCCACAUUGCAGAGAGUCUACAGUGGUGUACAAAAGAGUUAACCAUGUUUGUUACCAAUGACAACACAGAGUCACCAUUGCAACUGAAGAUUCUUCAACUGGUGUUUCUACAGAGCUUCUUUGUUGUAAAGAUAAACAACAAGAACAUUCCAUUUUGCAAGGUUCAGUCUGGGGAACUACCCGCAGGUCACCACAAGUUUGUGAUGGACGCCUUCAUGAAGACUGUCUCAAGGCUGGUCUCAAUGAAUAAGAAAGGAGUGUCGAGGAUGGCACAGUUGAACAACCACCUUGAUGUUUUAAAUGGACUGGUUCAGUAUGCUAACCAGCUUCUGUCCUCACCUGAGCAUGUACAACUGAGAACCAGUCAACACACUGAUGAGAUUGUCAGUGAAUGGCAGAGACUUGUUGAGAUUCUUCAGACAAUAGAUGUUAAACGCAAAUCUGAGGAGAAGAUGACGGGCAGUCACGCGUUUGAACUGCUGUUUUUCCACACGGGCCUGCAACUGUUUGUGGAAACUGAAGCUGCCAUAGAAUCACUACAGGAUCUACAUGUCUGUUACAAAAGAGCUUCCAAGAAAAGGAAAUCUAUGGCUAAAGAAGAUGGCCCUGCUUGGAUUGAAGUGGUUACAGAGCUGUUGCUGAGUCUGAUGUUCAAGGGUUCGGUUCUUUCACGGAAUGUGGCCAAUGUCGUCAUGUCCGCCCUCGCCCAGAAUGUGACACCUGAAGCACUGCAACUAAUUGUUGAUGCUCUGCAACAAACCAGCCUUGAUAGUGAGGAUGGAAUGGUCGGUAUGGAGGAAGAUGAUGAUGACGAUGAAAGUAUGGACGUAGAGGGGGAUGAUGACAACGACAACACCAGGGUGGAUGAUGAUGAUGAUGGUGGUGCUGGUAGCGACUCGAGCGACAGCAGUGAUGAUGAUGACGAUGAUGGUGAGAGUGACGAAAGUGAUUCAGGCGUGGAGGAAGAGGAUUUGAGUGUGCCGGAAGAACUGAAGAAGAAGGUUAAAGCAGCACUGGGAAAUGCCGCUGCCAGCAGUGAUGAAGGAGAGGAUGAGGAGGAGGAAGAAGAGGAUGUUGAGCUAUCUGAUACUGAAAUGUUCCAGCUGGACGAAGUUCUUGCAGCUGCGUUCCGCUCCAUGAAGAAAUCUGGGAGGGGGGAUAAGGACCGAAAAAAACAACUCAACACUUUCAAGAGCAGGGUUUUGGAUCUGGUUGAUGUAUUGAUAAAACACCAUCCAACACCCACUGUGCUGAAGACGUUCCUGUUGCCGUUGGUUGAUAGAGUGGAGGGCGGGGUACGGAAGCAACAGGAGGUUUCACUUGGUAACCGAGCUCGCAGUACGCUUGCCCUCAUGUUCAAGGUGAAAAAGCUUGAGCCCGACUUUGAUGUUGACAAGGAUGAGCUGCUUGAUCUGUUUGGACAGCUUCUCAAGUAUGCCUCUAAAGUCUCCCUACCAGCAUUGGUGACUGACAUUGCCAAGGCCUGUGUCCUGAUCAUAAGGAUGGUCUCCGAGAAUUCUGGACCCUCACCACUCAAGACCCGCGCCAAGGCGGCUCAGCAUCCUAAGCCUAUUGGUCAGUAUGUGGACAGUGUUGUUGCCAUGGUGAGAGCGGCCAUGUUGGAUCUGUUUUCACACAAGUCUGGACACUGCCCUCCAGCUGUCUUCCAUGUCCUCCUGCCCAGGUUUACGGUGAUGCUGUGGCCCCUUACUGAAGACCUGGUGUCUGUUGUUGGCUCCCUGGAGAUCAAGGUCUACAUGAAGACCCAGGCUGCAAGCAUCCUAGCCAGCAUGAUCAACAAGCAAGUGGUGCAUGAAGUGAAUGAGGAUGAUUGGUCCAAGUUUCUUAAGAGUUGGAAGAAACAGUUUUCAGAGGUGCUGUCUGGUAUAGACACUGGAGAUGUGAAGAAGAUGUUUGUGCAAGAGAUACUGGCGGUCUGUGCGAAAAUACACAACAUAAGGGCUGAUGACAUGAUCCUUGAAGAGCCUGAGACAGAAAAAUUGGAUGCCCUGAGGUCCCAGCUGAACCAAGAAGGUCGAGGUCAUCUCAACAAGAUCUGCCCCAGGCAACAACAUGGUGGCUGUUCCAAGAAGAAAAAGAAAGAGAAGAAGAGGAAACAGAAAGAUGCCAUACAAGAGAAUGGAUCGCAUUCCCCGGGGAAAAAGUCAAGACAUGAAAAUGGCAUCCCCGAUGAAGACUCUGAUGAACUGGGAGAUGAAGUUGAUGCUAUGAAUGUUGAAGUGAAUAAUGUUCAGAGUUUUGGAAAUUUGGAGGCUAGCACUCCCUCACCGUCUAAAAAGAAGAAGAAGAAAAAGAGGUCGAAAAGUCAAUCUGAAGGUGACAAAUCCAUUGUUAAUGAUAGUCUUUCAAAUGAAGUUGCAAUGGAUGUGGAUGUAAAUGAUGAAGGGGAUGAUGCUUUGACUACUAGUGUUGAGGUUAAAUGCAAGUUAGAUGAUGCUACUGUUGGUGAGAAUGAAUUGAGUAAGUCCGCUAAGAAAAAGAAAAAGCGAAAAUCUAGAGCUGGAGGUGACGAUAGUAUGAAUGAAAUGGGACAAGUGAGUUCUGACUUAGUUAGUUCUAAUGAAAAUGUAACAGAAAAGCAAAACGAAAGUGAUAUAGCAAAGAUGAAAGAUGAUUUAAAUGCUAGUAAUAUUAGUACCCCUGGUAAAAAGAAACACAAAAAGAAUAAGAGAAAAUCUUUGGACCAGGGACAUUUACCAUCAUAAGUUUUCAACUUUUGAGGUGUGGGGAGUAUUCAUAGUUUUAUAAGAGACAUAUACCAUCAUAGAUUUUAAAGUUCAUAGUGUUUUAGAAUAAUAAGAAUUGUUUAAGGGUUAUUUACUGUUAUGGCUGGGUUUUAGCCAUCUGUAUGGCAUAUUUGAUAUCAAAGAUUGUUGUCUACAUAUGUGUUUGUGAAUUGUUUAAAUUAAUGAAUAAAGGUAUGAAACUCAA